Molecule: messenger RNA, 2556 nt
Organism: Eremothecium sinecaudum
Lineage: Eukaryota; Fungi; Ascomycota; Saccharomycetes; Saccharomycetales; Saccharomycetaceae
Gene: NIC96
Product: linker nucleoporin NIC96
Exons: 1
Coding region: 1-2556 (851 amino acids)
Biological process (GO): poly(A)+ mRNA export from nucleus; protein import into nucleus
Cellular component (GO): nuclear pore
Molecular function (GO): structural constituent of nuclear pore
Source: RefSeq, a predicted model, not a curated record
AUGGCUAAUACGAUUGACACUUCAGCGUUAAAAAGCGUCGCUAGUCAAGAUGCUCCAUUGAAAGGAGUUUCUAAGACUUUUAAUGAUUUGAUUGAGACAUCUAAAAACCUACCAUCCACAUCGUCAGAAUUGGGGUCGGUUUUAUUAAAUGUCAAUGAAAUUAGAAAAAGAGCAGCAGAAUUGAGAGCAAAAAAUACGGAGCUAAGGUCUUCUCAUCAUACUAGAGCUCAUUACUUAUUAGCGGGAAGUGGACUGGCCAUUCAAGACGUGGAAUCUUCCCUAAAGGUUCUAGAAUCCAGACAACUACUUGAACAAAAUGUGCAUAACAAAAUUCUGGAUGGAGAUCUGGAUACCUACCUGAGAAACAAGAAAGAUGAGAAUAUUCUUUCUUCAAUUGAGCAGUCAUUAUCCUUAGCUGCUAAAGAUUUUGAUAACUUUGUAAACGCUAACUUCAAUCUAGACUGGAAACAACGCAAGGAAGAAGUUCGCAGUAGCUUUUUGGGAAUUAUGUGGAAAAACGAUUCAGCUUACAAUGCUUCGGCACCAGUCAGUGAUAGUUCUGUUGUUACGUGGCCAAAAAAGGGAAGUGGCAUCUUGGAUGGCGAAUCAAAGUUAAACAUUAAUGAGAAUUAUGUGGUUAGAGAAAAAUUUGAAAGAUACGCAAGAAUCGUCAAUCGGUUCAAUAAUGCCAGGCAAUCUAACAACAGUUUCCCAUUCGCUAAGGAAUUUAUUGACGUUUUCGAUAACUCGGCUGACUCGAAGCAUAGACAGUUGUUAGAGGCCUGGAAAUUUUUGGAUUUCUAUCAUUCGGAAGCAGAUUCAAUGAAUGUAGUCGAAAUUUCAAAAAAAUAUCUCGAAAACCAAUUUAUGGAAUAUGUUGACACACUAUAUAAGAAGAAUCGCAAUGGGGGUUUACCAACUAAUAUAAAUAAGGUCAAAUCGUUCAUCGAAAGCAAACUAAAAAAUCCAAAUAAUACAUGGAAGUUUGGAAAUUUAACGGUCGUCAAUGGCAUUCCUGUAUGGGCGUUAAUAUUCUACCUCUUAAGGGCUGGGCUAGCUCAAGAGGCCUUAGAAGUUGCCAUUAAUAAUAAGUUAAGCUUGAAAAAAGUUGAGCAAUCUUUUCUAGCUUAUUUCAAAGCAUAUGUGGCAUCAAAGGAUAAACGUCUCCCUCAAGAAUUUGUUACGAGGUUGCAUACUGAGUAUAAUCAACAUAUUAAGAAUUCUUUGGAUGGCGAUCCUUUUAGAUUGGCCGUAUACAAGAUUAUCGGAAGGUGUGAUUUGACUAGAAAGAAUAUUUCGACAAUUACAUUAAGCGUUGAAGAUUGGAUGUGGGUCCAUUUUAUGUUAAUUAAGGACGAUAUUGCUAAUGAUGACCCUGUAUAUGAAAGGUACAGCCUGCUUGAUUUCCAAAACAUAAUCACGACAUAUGGUUCAGCUAGCUUCAGCAACAACUACUUACAAGUACUACUACUAAGUGGACAGUAUGAAUUAGCGGUCCAAUAUGCAUAUUCAAUUAACGAACUUGACGCCGUUCAUCUAGCAAUUGCUUUAGCUGAUGCCAAACUCUUACGGGUAACAGAUAAUGUUACAGAUGACGAGUUUUCGGUGACCCCAAAUAAUGAAAGAAGAGUGAAUUUUGCUAAGAUUUUGGGUAAUUAUACAAAAUCCUUCAAAUUUUCGGAUCCACGUAUUGCUGUGGAGUAUUUACUUUUGAUUGCAUUAGUAGAUGAUAAGAAACAAGUUGAACUUGCCCAUGAGGCGCUGAGAGAGUUGGUAUUAGAAACAAAAGAGUUUACUAUUUUACUUGGUAAGAUCAAUAGGGAUGGAACUAGAAUACCAGGUAUUAUCGAAGAGAGGCAGCCACUCUUAUUUUUGGCAGAUAAGGAGGACUUUUUGCAUAAGAUAACAGAGCAGGCGGCUAGAAGGGCAGAUGAAGACGGAAGAGUACACGAUAGCUUGCUCUUAUAUCAAUUAUCAGAGGAAUAUGAUAUUGUUAUCAGUAUUGUAAACAAACUCUUGAGUGAAAUGUUAAGUAACACAGAUUUGGACCAGCCCUUACUGAAGCAAGAUGAUAACAAUGAAACAAAUCCUUUCUUGAUUGCGAAGAAGCUAAUUGACGUUUAUAUCAAGAAUUUGGAAAUCUCAAAGAAGGUUCAUAGAAAGAAUAAGGAAACAUGUAUUUUGUUGUUAAAGCUAGUUGAUAUCAGACGGACUUAUAUUGCCCGCCAGUAUCAGAAUACCCUUAAUCAAAUUGAAGAACUAGAUUUACUUCCAUCGGUAGAUAGUUCAUCACCCAGAAAAAAAGCACAAGAAUUCCGCAACCUUGAUGAAUGCAUUAUCAAGAACAUCCCCAACUUAUUAAUUAUUGCAAUGUCUUGUGUCUCAAACCUAAUUAAACAACUAGGGAAGGGUCCAUUCGUCAAUUCAGCUACUGAGGCCCAGAUAGAAGCACUCAGAAGAGUUGCGAAUAAUUACAUGAUAUACAGGGGAAUGAUCCAAUACAAGAUGCCUAGAGAAGUUUAUAAUGCCUUGAUCAAUCUUGAGAUAGGAAUAUGA